ACUCCCCAAAUUGAUACGACUUUCGUGUUCACUUGACAUGGAUUCAAUCUGGUUGUUGCGAAUACAAUGCAUGUGCGUUGAGAUUGUCUGUUGUGUUGUUGUUGUUUUUGCUCACCAAAUUUUUGUGAUAAAGAACUAGAGAAGAGACAAUGACAUCCAUAACAAUGAGACAAAAUCUUGGUGGUUAUCAACAUUCAAUGUUAUUGGAUUCAGAUGAUGAGGAUGAUGAAGAAAUUGCCUUUGGUACAUUUCGUGCCGCUGUUGUUGGGAUUCGUUACUACCGUGGUCAGGUGAAUAACCAUGAAAUGGUUGCAUUGAGACGUGAACCAAAUAAUAAGUAUGAUAGAAAUGCUAUACGAGUUGAUAAUGUUUAUGGUCAACAAGUUGGUCAUAUCAAAAGGGAGCAAGCUGCAGUAUUAUCACAAAUGGUGGAUAGAAAAUAUGCUAAGAUUGAAGGAGUUGUUCCCUUUGGAAGUAACAACCAGUUUACGAUACCAUGUGAAAUUACUUUGCGUGGCUCACCCACCAAUGCCGAACAUUGCAAAAGUGAAAUGAAAAAAAGAGGAUACCCAUUACGAUUUCCUGGCCAGGAAAGUCAGCCUGGUCAUAAAGGUACACCUCAAGCUUCAUAUAAAGCCAAAAAUAACACAACACGUGAAUUAGUAAAGAUACCUCAACAAAAGAUGAAGCAUGAGUUAGACAAUUUAUUUGCAAAUAUUAUUGAAGCUGAUAAACAAAAAAUAAUGGAACCAAGCAAUGUUGUAAGAACACCGUUGUUUCCACACCAGAAACAAGCUCUGGCAUGGAUGGUCUCGCGAGAGAACACUGAUGAACUUCCACCUUUUUGGGAACAAACAAAAACCGGUCUAUACAAAAGUUCUCUUACCAAUUUUCAAACUACCAAAAAGCCUUGUGACGUGCUUGGUGGUGUGUUAGCUGAUGAUAUGGGCUUGGGAAAAACUCUGUCUAUCAUAUCACUUAUCGUUACCAACUUCAGAAAGGAAAAACCUCUGGUAACAAUUGAUAAAUCUGUUCUUGUGACAGUAGAGAAAUCUAAGGUACAUUUUCAGAAUAAAAACACGAAGGAUAAAACUAACGUCAAGAAGAAACGCAGAAAAAAAUGUGUAACCAACCAAUUCGAUGAAUGCGAGAAAAAGAUUUGUUUAAUGAAAGAAGAUUUAUCUGAGGUGGAAGAAGAUGAACCUGAGUUACCUUCUUUUGAUGUGAAAGAAGAUGUCGAUUAUAAGCCAGCUUUUGAAGUAGCAAGUAAAGAAGUUGAAACAAUAUCUUCUCACAGACCAAAAAGAAAAGCAACUAGAAAUCCAAAAUACAAUUUUGAAAAUGAUGAUUGGUUAUUGGAUAGUCCUGAAAAACCAAAAAGAAAAAAAAGAAACAAAGAAAACACACCCAAACCAAAAACUGAAGAAUGCAAGAUGGAAGUGGUAGAAGAUUUACCAGACUGUACUAUUACUCAUGUGGAGGAUAUUAAAGAUGGAUUAGAAGAAAGACACGAUGCAAUGCAAUACAAAGUUACAAAAACAGAGAUGGCUGGUCCACGAGCAACAUUAAUUGUUUGCCCACUCUCAGUUUUACCAAGUUGGCAAGAACAAUUUGAGAUGCACACUGAACAAGGAGCCAUCGAAGUUCACACAUAUUAUGGUGGAGAUAAGAUUAAAAAUUCAAACGUUCUCAGUCAAAAAGACGUUGUCUUGACUACGUACCAGACAUUAAGCUCUGAUUACACAAAGAAAAAUUCUCCCCUCACUAAGACCACGUGGUUACGCAUUGUUCUCGAUGAAGGUCACGUGAUACGUAAUGCAAAAUCCAACCAAUCAAAGGCUUGCCACGCUUUGAGUGCCGAACGGCGUUGGGUUAUUACUGGCACGCCGAUUCAAAAUUCUAUAAAGGACUUAUGGUCUGUGAUUUGUUUUUUGCGCUUGGAACCUUUCACAGAAAAAGAAUGGUGGCAAAGAACGAUACAAAGACCGAUAUCCAAUGGAGAGAAAUCUGCGUUGAGUCGUCUUCAAUGUAUUGUAAAGAAGAUUGCGAUGCGUCGAACGAAAACUCAAGAGGUGAAGGGAAAGAAAAUUGUUGAGUUACCCCAACGGACGGUAUUUAUACAGAAGAUUCAAUUAUCGUCAGAAGAAAGAAAGCUGUACGAGACGUUUAAAAAUGAAGGAAAGAACAUUAUGAAAAGAUAUGUCGCCGAGAAGAACUUGCUCAGCAAUUACGCACAUGUGUUGGUCAUUUUGAUGCGGCUAAGACAGUUAUGUUGUCAUCCGAAACUUUGCGCACAAAUCCUAGAUCUAGUUUCCAAUAUGGCAAAAUCUUCAUCCGCAACACCAGACGAACUUAAGAAAAAACUGCAACAAAUUUUGGCAGUGCUGCUUAGCUCUGGAGAUGAAGAAUGUCCUAUUUGCUUGGACUCGCUUAACCAGCCUGUUAUUACACAUUGUGCGCAUUUAUAUUGCAGACCGUGUAUCGAAAGCGUGAUUCAAACAGAUGCGCGCGCAUGUGCAAAGUGUCCCAUGUGUCGAGGCGAUAUUGAUAAAACAAAGUUGGUUGAACCAGCUUUGGAGGAGAGUGUUGUGGAGAAGAAGAGUGAAGAUACCUGGAACUCUAGUUCAAAGGUUGAUGGAUUGAUUACGUUACUAAAUCGAGAAAAAGAAGAAGAUCCGUUACGAAAAAGUUUAGUUGUAUCUCAGUUUUCAUCGUUCUUGGAUCUUCUUGAAAAACCUUUACAACAGUCAGGCUUUCAUUUUGUCCGACUUGACGGUAACAUGACGUUACGUCGCAGAGCUGACGUGAUUAACAUGUUUUCACAAACCGCGGUAGAUUCGCCAAGAAUUAUGUUGUUGUCGUUAAAAGCUGGAGGGGUUGGCAUCAACUUGACGGCUGCAACAAGAAUCUUUUUAAUGGAUCCAGCAUGGAAUCCAGCUUCUGAGGAGCAAUGUUUUGAUCGCUGCCAUCGAUUGGGUCAAACAAAAGAAGUAAAAAUUUUUAAGUUCAUAGUGAAAGACUCUGUGGAGGAGCGCAUGUUGGAACUACAAGACAAAAAACGUGCAUUAAUGGCUGGUGCUUUUGGUAAAAAAAUAACAGCGAAGGAGAAACAAGAGCGCCGCAUCUUAGAUGUACAACAUCUCUUCACAUAAGUUUUAGGGUUUGCUGUAUCACGCCAGACAGUAUUUUUGAGUCAUUUUCUGGCGCUCCUCCUAGGUGAACCGCUCUCUUCUCUGGCAAAAAUUUGAAGUUGACACUGAUCUUGUAUUCUUUAAAAGAGUUUUGUUUUUUGGUUUCAUAUUUUGUGUUUUGUCAUGAAAUCGCAAAUUUUAGUUCCUGCGAAAUUUCCACCAAAACAGCGAAAGCUACUGGGAAUUUUAAUUUUGAAAAAAAGUGUCUUAUUCUUAGUUUUUAAAUGUACAAGAUAUAUUUUCUUGCUUAUAUGUGGUUGUAUAGUUUUGAUAUAGAUGUAUUUUUUGUUUGUUUUUUAAAUAAACUGUAGAUAUUUUACACGUGUUUUUUCGUAACCAAAACCGGAUUUGACUUUACCGCUUAAACCACAACGUGUUGUAGGCGGUACGUCUUGGUAAAG
Molecule: messenger RNA, 3592 nt
Organism: Hydractinia symbiolongicarpus
Lineage: Eukaryota; Metazoa; Cnidaria; Hydrozoa; Anthoathecata; Hydractiniidae
Product: helicase-like transcription factor
Exons: 18
Coding region: 150-3152 (1000 amino acids)
Molecular function (GO): ATP-dependent chromatin remodeler activity; zinc ion binding; ATP binding
Source: RefSeq, a predicted model, not a curated record